Molecule: messenger RNA, 1023 nt
Organism: Chilo suppressalis (striped riceborer)
Lineage: Eukaryota; Metazoa; Arthropoda; Insecta; Lepidoptera; Crambidae
Source: the annotation of a GenBank genome assembly
CCUUUCUUUCCGUGUCAACACAACGUUAAUCACUUACCAACAGGGGCGUUUCAGACAGGAAAGACUAAUUAAGUUUGAAAUACUUCUUGAGUGAUUAAUAGUUCAGUGAUAAUGUCCGGACAUAAAUAUAUCAGUAACACAAGCAAUUUAUUUGAAGAUGAGGUUGAUGACGACACUUUCGUAUCUAGCUACCGAUCGAGGAUACCACCUUCACAGCCCAAGCCUACUGCUCCUUCGUAUGGUGGAGGUCACAUUGCGGAAUUGGAACGGCAAAGACAAACGAUGCUUGAAAGACAAAGAGAAAUCGAACAACGAACCUUGGAUUCGUCAGCACGUAGCAUAGGCCUUCUACGCGACUCGGAAAAAAUAGGCAUAGAUACUGCAGAAGAACUUGCACGCCAACGAGAUACACUCCAAAACACAAACAAAAGACUUGACGAGAUUAACACUAAUUUAACCUAUAGUCAAAAACAUUUGAAUGGCAUCAAAUCUGUGUUUUAUGGACUAAAGAACUAUAUUUCUGGAAAAUCUGAUCAGACACCUUCUAGAAGUCAAGCGUCUCCUGAAAUAAGAAAUUCUGAAAAGAGUGGCCCUAGCCGCUUAGACAAUACUUUGGACAAUUUGUCUAAUAAUAUUGCAAGUGAAGACCUAUAUACUUCUCAUCCUUCUACACGCUUAAGAGGUUUGGAAGAACCUUCUUCAUCUGGACCUGUAUCUGAUAGCAAACGCAUCAACGAUAUGCUGGAUGCUAAUUUAGAUGAAAUGCUUGUUUCCAUAUCUAGACUGAAAGGACUAGGGGUAGCCCUUGGUGAUGAGAUUGAGCAACAAAAUGAACUGAUAGACACUAUUCAAGACAAAGUGGAGGGGGCUGAUAUUAAAAUUGGAAGUCAAAAUAAACAAAUGAACAAAUUGCUUGGCAAAUAGUUAUGAUAUUGGCAUGAGAUCUUUGCACAUCAACUUUUUGUACAUUUUGUUAAACUGUAAUUAAUGCUAAGAUAUAGUAAAUCCUUCACAUCUGUCAGU